Euleptes europaea (tarantolino) is the source of this 3693-nucleotide messenger RNA. It is a transcript of the gene DGKD, whose product is annotated as diacylglycerol kinase delta. The transcript has 30 exons. The record is from RefSeq and is a predicted model, not a curated record. Gene Ontology annotation, biological process: diacylglycerol metabolic process; intracellular signal transduction; lipid phosphorylation. The coding region runs from base 137 to 3619 and encodes 1160 amino acids. NCBI's taxonomy places the organism in Eukaryota, Metazoa, Chordata, Lepidosauria, Squamata, Sphaerodactylidae. Gene Ontology annotation, molecular function: protein homodimerization activity; ATP-dependent diacylglycerol kinase activity; protein heterodimerization activity.
CCCCGCUGCCCCGGCCGCCGCGGCGGAGGAGUCGUCGGAUAGCGAGCCCGAGCAGGAGCCCGGCUCCCCGCAGAAGCUGAUCCGCAAGGUCUCCACGUCGGGCCAGAUCCGCCAGAAGACGGUCAUAAAAGAGGGCAUGCUUAUGAAACAGACCAGCUCAUUCCAGCGCUGGAAGAGACGAUACUUCAAGUUGCGAGGACGAACUCUGUACUACGCAAAAACAGCCAAGUCAAUCAUUUUUGAUGAAGUGGAUCUGACAGAUGCCAGCGUGGCAGAAUCCAGCACUAAAAAUGUCAACAACAGCUUCACGGUUAUUACUCCAUGUCGGAAGCUUAUCCUAUGUGCUGACAACAGAAAAGAAAUGGAAGACUGGAUUGCAGCACUGAAGACUGUACAGAAUCGGGAACAUUUUGAAUCUACCCAGUACAGUAUGGACCAUUUCUCAGGUAUGCAUAACUGGUACGCCUGUUCCCAUGCUCGGCCAACAUACUGCAACGUGUGUCGGGAGGCAUUAUCAGGGGUUACGUCUCAUGGACUCUCCUGUGAAGUGUGCAAAUUUAAAGCCCACAAGCGAUGUGCUGUACGGGCAACCAAUAACUGCAAAUGGACAACACUAGCAUCUAUUGGAAAGGAUAUCAUUGAGGAUGAAGAUGGGAUUUCAAUGCCACACCAAUGGCUUGAAGGAAACCUCCCUGUGAGUGCCAAAUGCACAGUGUGUGAUAAAACUUGUGGCAGUGUCCUGCGUUUGCAAGACUGGCGCUGCCUCUGGUGCAAAGCCAUGGUACACACCUCAUGUAGAGACUUGUUACCAACCAAGUGCCCACUUGGCCUUUGUAAGGUAUCUGUCAUCCCCCCUACUGCUCUCAACAGCAUUGAUUCAGAUGGCUUCUGGAAAGCCACUUGUCCCCCGUCUUGCACAAGUCCCUUGCUGGUCUUUGUCAACUCAAAAAGUGGAGACAACCAGGGUGUAAAAUUCCUACGAAGAUUCAAACAACUGCUGAAUCCUGCACAGGUCUUUGAUCUCAUGAAUGGAGGGCCUCACCUCGGUUUACGUUUAUUCCAGAAAUUCGACACAUUCCGAAUUCUGGUGUGUGGUGGGGAUGGAAGCGUUGGGUGGGUUCUCUCUGAAAUUGACAGCCUCAGUCUCCACAAGCAGUGUCAGUUGGGAGUGUUACCUCUGGGCACAGGUAAUGACCUUGCUCGUGUGCUGGGCUGGGGAUCUGCUUGUGAUGAUGACACCCAGCUCCCGCAGAUACUGGAAAAGCUUGAAAGGGCCAGUACCAAAAUGCUUGACAGGUGGAGCAUCAUGGUGUACGAAACAAAACUCCCUCGUCAAGCAUCUACUUCUACAGUUGCUGAAGAUUUCAGUGAAGACUCUGAGGUGCAGCAGAUUCUCUUCUAUGAAGAUUCUGUGGCUGCUCAUUUAUCCAAAAUCUUGACAUCUGACCAACACUCAGUGGUCAUCUCAUCAGCCAAGGUGCUCUGUGAGACUGUGAAAGAUUUUGUGGCUCGGGUAGGGAAGGCCUAUGAGAAAGCAACGGAAAGCUCUGAGGAGUCAGAAGUUAUGGCCAGAAAGUGUUCUGUUUUGAAAGAGAAGCUGGACUCUCUUUUGAAGACACUGAAUGAAGAAUCUCAAGCGUCAACUUCUCUGCCAAACCCACCUCCUACCAUUGCCGAGGAGACAGAAGACGGUGAAGGUACUGGCAGUGUUUGUGAUUCCUCUACUGAACGUUCCAUGGGAUCAUCGUGCACAGCCCGUCCUCAGAUAUUCCGGCCACGUGAGCAGUUAAUGCUGAGAGCAAACAGUCUGAAAAAAGCCAUUCGUCAGAUUAUAGAGCAUGCGGAAAAGGCCGUAGAUGAACAGAAUGCUCAAACCCAAGAACAAGAGAGUUUUAUCCUGGGCCUCUCCACCUCCGAAGAGGGGAAGGAGCUGAGGAAUGAGAAUAAAAUCUCCUUGCAGUCUUCACACAGUGGCAACUAUGGAUUUCCAAAAGGGAGGAGCCAUCGGAAAGUGAUCAAGUCUCCUUGUGAAAGAUUAAUAAGUAAAGGAGGUUUAACAGUGGGAAGCUCUGCCUCUCUUCCUCCCCAGACAGGAACCCGGGACAAUCUGCCAAUGCUGAAUGCAAAGAUCCUCUUCCCCAAUAUUCGUGCUGGAGCAUCUGGCUCUCUACCUGGAGGAUCUGUUAUCAGCCGGUUGUUGAUCAACGCAGACCCAUUUAACUCUGAACCUGAAAAUCUUGACUGUUAUGUAGAGAAAUGUGUAAUGAACAACUAUUUUGGAAUUGGAUUGGAUGCAAAAAUUUCUUUGGACUUCAACAACAAGCGUGAUGAACAUCCAGAAAAGUGCAGAAGUCGUACAAAGAACAUGAUGUGGUACGGAGUUCUUGGGACUAAGGAGUUGCUACACAGAACUUACAAGAACUUGGAACAGAAAGUUUUGCUAGAGUGUGAUGGGCGCCCAAUCCCUUUGCCUAGUCUUCAAGGAAUUGCUGUCCUCAACAUCCCCAGUUACGCUGGAGGGACCAAUUUCUGGGGAGGAACCAAAGAAGAUGAUACAUUCACAGCUCCAUCUUUUGAUGACAAGGUUCUGGAAGUGGUAGCAGUGUUUGGUAGUAUGCAAAUGGCUGUCUCGCGUGUAAUUAAUCUUCAGCAUCAUCGGAUUGCCCAGUGCCGGACAGUGAAGAUAGCAAUCCUGGGAGAUGAGGGAGUUCCUGUGCAAGUUGAUGGAGAAGCCUGGAUCCAACCACCAGGAUAUAUUUGGAUUGUGCAUAAAAACAGAGCCCAGACAUUAACCCGUGAUAGGGCAUUUGAGAACACCUUGAAGUCCUGGGAGGAUAAACAAAAAUGUGAGCUGCCCAGACCUCCCUCUUUCUCACUGCACCCAGAGACUAUAUCUGAAGAAGAGUCCACUCAGAUCAAUCAGUUCUGCCGUGCUGCAGGAGCUCUAAUUCACAGCAUUCGAGAAAUAGCUCAGUCGUACCAGGACAUGGAACAAGAACUUGCUCACGCAGUCAAUGCUAGCUCCAAAUCUAUGGACCAAGUGUAUGCGAAAUCCAAGUCUGCAGAGGGCCUUAAUUGUAACCUUGUUGUAGAAAUGAUGAAUAAUGUUAAAGCCUUGCAUAAUGAGACAGAACUGCUCCUGGCUGGCAAAAUGGCCCUGCAGCUGGAUCCUCCACAGAAAGAGCAGCUUCUAGCAGCCCUGACAGAAAUUGACUUUCAGAUGAGGAAGUUAGCAGAUAUUCCUUGGCUGUGGCAGCUCAUGGAGCCCAGUGAUGAAGAGAACCAGAUGUUGGACUAUUCAAAACGUAGCCGGAGUGGCAAAUUUCGUCUGGUGACAAAGUUUAAAAAGGAAAAGAACAACAAAAACAAGGAGACCCGUAGCACUCUGGGAUUGCCGGUUCACCUCUGGGGAACGGAGGAGGUUGCGGCCUGGCUUGAGCAUCUCAGUCUUUGUGAGUAUAAGGAUAUCUUCAUCCGGCAUGACGUCCGGGGCUCUGAGCUCCUGCAUCUCGAACGGAGAGACCUCAAGGACCUCGGGGUGACCAAAGUGGGCCAUAUGAAGAGGAUAUUGCAUGGGAUCAAGGAACUGAGCAGGAGUAUCCCUGUCAGCGAGGCUUGACGUCUGUUUUCAGAGCCUGUGUAUACCAUUCCCACUGAUGUCUGCAAAACUGACACAUCAAGAAGUAGAUUUUC